AUGUCUCCUCUGACUCGCCCCGGCAGCAGCAGCAGCCAAGUUGUGGCGAGAGCCUUGAGCCUGGCAGCGAUGGCGUUUGAGACCAUCAAGAAGAAGUUCAAGAUGCUGCAGAGAAGGUCCUGGAAGUCCACCGAGGUGUACGCAGCUGCUACCGCCAUCACGGCGCUCGAUGUUGGGAUCGUCAGCUUCCUCCGGCUUCCCUCAGGAAAUCUUCUCGUGGAGAGCUUCCCGCUCAUCACCAACAGCAUCCAAGGAGCAGGGCUGGUCUUCGCAGGAGAUCUCGUGUCACAGGCAGUAGUCAAGCACCUGCAGGGGACUAAGGAGUUUCUCCUGGACUGGACGCGACUAGCGAAGGCAAGCUUGGUUGGUGUUAUCAACGUUGGUCUUUGGCCCUACUACUGGUACCUCGCCGUAGAGACCUUCCUCCCAGCACAGGCUCCGACCGGCUUCGGUCUCCCGGUGUGGCUUGGGGAGUGGGGUCUGCUGCUCGUCAAGAUCGUCCUCGACUCGAUCAUCAACGGCUCUUUCUCCAUCUUCUCUUCCUUCUCCCUGUGGUCCCUCAUGGAUCGUGACACCGUCGAGCAGUGGAAAGACAAGUUCAGGAACAGCUUCAUGGAGACUUGGUUGAUGGACUGGAAGUCUUGGCCCCUUUACAACAUCCUCUGCUUCACCAUCAUCCCCUUCCGCCUGCGGCCCAUGACCAGCGGGAUCGCUUCCAUGUUCUGGAACGCCUACGUCAGUCACCAGAGCCAGCGAGUGAACGCGCACAAGGAGUGA
Messenger RNA from Guillardia theta CCMP2712, 777 nucleotides. RefSeq lists its product as hypothetical. Gene Ontology annotation, cellular component: membrane; cytoplasm. NCBI's taxonomy places the organism in Eukaryota, Cryptophyceae, Pyrenomonadales, Geminigeraceae. The transcript is spliced from 13 exons. Bases 1 to 777 code for a protein of 258 amino acids. The record is from RefSeq and is a predicted model, not a curated record.